Penicillium waksmanii is the source of this 1533-nucleotide messenger RNA. RefSeq lists its product as uncharacterized. Gene Ontology annotation, molecular function: carbohydrate:proton symporter activity. The coding region runs from base 1 to 1533 and encodes 510 amino acids. The transcript is spliced from 4 exons. Gene Ontology annotation, biological process: carbohydrate transport; transmembrane transport. NCBI's taxonomy places the organism in Eukaryota, Fungi, Ascomycota, Eurotiomycetes, Eurotiales, Aspergillaceae. The record is from RefSeq and is a predicted model, not a curated record. Gene Ontology annotation, cellular component: membrane.
AUGGUGUAUCUCGGCCUCUCAGGCCGCAGUCUCAUGGCAGGCAUUUCCUGCUAUGACGACGGCGUCAUCGGCGGUCUACUGACAGCUGAUGCAUUCAAAGAGACCUUCCAUCUCAGUUCUUCGAUGGAAGGCACUGUCACAGCUCUCUUCGUCAUCGGGUGUCUAUUUGGAUGUUUGGGAACCAGCUUUUGCAACGGGCGCUGGGGCCGUUUAGCCAUCGCGCAAGUUGGAUCGGUUAUUCUUAGCGUCGGAGCUAUAGUUCAAGCAUCGAGUUCUACCACAGCACAACUGAUCGUCGGGAGAAUUGUUGCUGGAGUUGGUCUUGGGCUCAUCUCGAGUAAUCUGGGCGUUUGGCAGUCUGAGUUGGCGACGAGGGAAAUCCGCGGAAUGCUUAUGGCUGUUUCCUUGAGUUUUCUCAUUUUGGGCCAGGUUUUGGCUUAUUGGAUUGAUUAUGGACUGUCGGUAUAUGAAAGUAGUGUGUCGUGGCGGUUUCCCAUGGCUUUCCAAGCAGUUUUGGGCAUCACGCUCAACAUCAUGCUAUUGUUCAUGCCAGAAUCCCCCCGAUGGUUAUUCCAACAUGACCGACACCAAGAAGGCACAGACGUUCUCCGAGUUUUGCGCUCUUCUCGCGGGGUGCUUGACGAAACUGCACUGAACACAACGGUUGCGGAAAUACUGGAUGCUUUGGCGCUUGAAAGUGAGCAGAAAGGCUGGAUGGAUCUCCUCAAAAAUGACCAUGUCCGAUCUCGCCAUCGUGUCUUUCUUGCGUGUCUUUUGAAUGCAUGCCAGGCAUGGAGUGGGAGUACCCCUAUCAGCUAUUAUACGACUGUUAUAUUCGAAAACUCAGUUGGUUUUGAUCGAAAUUUCGCUCUUCUCAUGUCCGGAUUCCUUCAAAUCUGGUUCCUGGUUGCAUCUUUCGGAACCUGGUAUAGUAUCGAGAAGCUUGGGCGACGCAGAUCAUUCAUCACUUCGGCUAUCGGUAUGGCUUCGGUGAUGGCUAUAAUGGCUGCAAUGCUGGCGAUCAACACACAUGUCUCUGGAAUUGUCGCGGCAGUGAUGCUUUUCGCUUACCAGGCCUUUUACACCUGGGGGUUUAUGGGCGGACUCUGGGUAGGUUCCACGUUUGAGACAAAAAAAACAGACCUUCUUAUGCUGACGGAUGCACAGUGUUACGGCCCUGAAAUUCUGCCUCUAGCUCACCGUUCGAAGGGAAUUGGUCUUGCCACGGCCUUCCUCUGGCUGUCCACAUUUGUGGUUAUCGAGAUCGUUCCUGUGGCAAUUGAGAACAUCGGGUGGCGAACUUAUAUUAUCUUUGCAGUUUUCAAUCUUGCCUUUGUGCCUAUGAUCUACUUCCUCUAUCCUGAGACAGCCGGCUUUAGUUUAGAGGCUGUCGAUCUCACAUUCAUGGACCGCAGCAAAUCACCGGUGAAAAAGGCCGACGAGCUAUGGAAGUUGAUUCGUGAUGGCCAUGAUGUGACUUUGACUCGGGAGGUUGAGCGGAAACAUGAGGUCGAGCAUGUUGAAGUUGCUUGA